Messenger RNA from Fibroporia radiculosa, 2721 nucleotides. RefSeq lists its product as uncharacterized. The record is from RefSeq and is a predicted model, not a curated record. Bases 1 to 2721 code for a protein of 906 amino acids. The transcript has 14 exons. NCBI's taxonomy places the organism in Eukaryota, Fungi, Basidiomycota, Agaricomycetes, Polyporales, Fibroporiaceae. Gene Ontology annotation, molecular function: metal ion binding; ATP binding.
AUGUGUUCUGCAGCCCUCCGACUGUGCGAGCAUGUCAAAUAUGCCUCGGCUGGAACGGUGGAGUUUCUAGUUGACGAUGCCACAGGAGAUUUCUUCUUUCUAGAGAUGAACACUCGACUUCAGGUUGAACAUCCCGUUACCGAAGCGGUCAAUCCAGGCCUUGACAUAGUCGAGCUGAUGAUUCACCAGGGUAUAGCGCAACGGGAUACUAAUCAUGGCGGACUCACCCCCCACGAACUACAACAGGACCCAUACGAGGUUACUCCCAAUGUCAAACUACUCCAUUCAAUCGAGGCGCGAAUUUACUGCGAGAAUCCUGCCGCGCAAUUCAAGCCAAGCCCUGGUGUACUGCAGAAGGUCGAGUUCCUGCGGGCCGAUUGGCUACGUCUCGAGAACUGGGUCGAGAACGGAACCACGAUCACUCCAUUCUUUGAUCCGCUGAUUUGCAAAAUGAUCGUCACCGCCCCUACUCGUCCAGAGGCCAUCCACCGACUGCAUCGAGCCCUUGAAGGAAGCCAAAUAUAUGGUCCGCCUAACAACAUGUCGUAUUUGCGAGCUAUAUGCGAAUCCGAGGCCUUCAGAGCCGGUAACUCAACAACCGCCUUCCUUGAUACUUUCGUAUAUACUCACCGUGCAAUGGAUGUUAUCAGUGGCGGCAUCGAAACGACGGUUCAGGACUAUCCAGGGCGACGCGUUGGAUCGGGUAUACCUCGUGGAGGGCCUAUGGACACACUGGCAUUUUUCAUUGCCAACAUUCUCGUAGGAAACAGUCCAGGUAUAGAAGGGCUUGAAAUCACGCUCGUUGGGUGCAAAAUACACUUCCACACUGCGUGCACGGUCGCCAUCACAGGCGCGCCCCUGCAGGCCACGAUCAACGGGGAAGUCGUCGACAUGUGGAGGUGUCUCAUCGUCCCUGCGGGCGGCACAUUGGCUAUCGGUGCCAUCAAGGACGUUGGAUUCAGAGCUUAUCUCGCAGUAAGAGGCGGAUUUCCAGAGAUUCCGGAGUAUCUGGGCUCGAAGUCGACGUCGUUGGGACUCGGUGGGUAUCAGGGUCGCUCUUUAAUAGCCGGUGACUGCAUCGCUCUUGCCAACUGCGCUCACUUUGCAGACGAGAAAGAGCGUGUGUGUCCAGACCAUUUAAUACCCCAGUAUAAAUCCCACUGGAUCAUCUAUUGCCUCGCAGGACCUCACUGUGAUGACGAAUUCAUCACUUCCGCCGGUAUUGAAGAAUUCUUCUCUGUGCACUGGAAAGUGACUUCAUCGAGUAAUCGUAUGGGCAUUCGUCUGGAAGGCCCACCUAUUGCUUGGGCACGGAAGAGUGGUGGUGAGGGAGGCUCUCAUCCGUCAAAUAUACAUGAUAAUGGCUAUGCGUUCGGCACAAUUAACAUGAACGGCGACACACCUGUGAUUCUCACCAACGAUGGGCCGGAUAUGGGAGGGUACGCUUGCGUUUGCACCGUUGCUACAGAAGAAAUGUGGAAAGUCGGCCAGUUGCGGCCAGGAUGUACCGUUCAAUUCAGGCGCAUUACAGUCGCCCAGUCUGUAAGCCUCAUGAGCAAGCUGGACCGAUACUUCGAGGAAUUAUCGCAAACACUUGUGUCUCCGGGACCGUCAAGCACGCGUACCAAACACGGAUCACUCACUCAAACCUUCUCUGACUCCCCUCAGGAUCCUAAGUUGCACAUCAUUGCUCCUCCCUCGUACUCUAUACGGCCGCGGGUAGUGUUCCGCCAAGCUGGAGAUGCCGCUAUUUUGAUAGAAUAUGGUGGUUUAAAACUUGACUUCACACUGCGCGCACGAAUCCAUGCGUUUGAGACAGAAUUGAGCAGACGAGAACUCCCAGGGGAGGACUUGUUAUACAUUCUUGUGGAAAUUGAAAUCUCGUUGCCUGACAGUUUGCAUGAUGCCGUAUUCCCUGCGCGCAAGAUCAGGUUCCCUAUUGUCUUGGAUGACAAGUGGAACAGGGAUGCGCUCGAAAAAUACAUGCGUUCUCAGCGAGAUGAAGCUGUUUAUUUGCCUAGCAACAUCGAACACCUUGCUAAGAACAAUGGAUUGGAGGGUGGUGCUGAUGAGGCAUUGAAGUUGUUGAUAUCCUCGGACUGGCUCGUUUUCGGAGUUGGCUUCUACUUAGGAUGUCCCUUCUUGAUUCCGAUAGAUCCGAGGUGUAGAUUGGUCGGCCAGAAGAUGAAUCCUUCUAGGACGUACACUCCACGCGGGGCUGUCGGCAUCGCUGGAUUAGUUGCCGCCAUAUAUCCCAUCGAAUCCCCAGGAGGAUAUCAACUGUUCGGCCGGACAUUGCCUCCUUGGCAAACAUGGGGAAAAGGCUACGACUUCAGCCCCUCCCAGCCUUGGCUUUUGCGGCCAUUUGACCAGCCAGCUGAUGCGAAAUUCACUAGGGAGAUCGAAUUACAUUUGAGUUGGACCAGCCGACAUGCCAAGUUGCGUAUGGAAGAACCUGAAAGCGAAAGUCAGGUUUCAGAUGGCCUGUACACAAAUGGCAUUACAUCUUCUUUGUCCGCAGUCAUCUGGAAAAUCAAGUGCCAGCCGGGAGAUGUGAUCAGGUCAGCAGACGACGUCUUGGUGGUGUUAGAAGCAAUGAAGACCGAGAUAAAUGUGGAAGCUGGGGAAGAACAUGUCGGACACACUGUGGUAGGUUCUGGUAGAGGGGUCAAAGAGGGUGCCACAGUGAAUCCUGGAGACGUUCUAGUUGUAUUGAAAUGA